AUGGCUCGACACAAAGGCAGCGUGUUUGGCGCGCUGGGGGAAGAAGCACAGCCCAGCUCCGAACAACUCAGGAACGAUUUGGCCAUUAAGUGGUCAAAGUUGUGCUCCUCGAAAUGGGUCUAUUUGGAGGAUGAGGGCGCACGCAUUGGUGAAGCUGUACUUCCAAGCUCCCUCUACCAACGGCUGAGGGGAGCCUCAUUGGUGCUCCAUUUGGACGUGGCCUUUGCGCUUCGCGCCACGCGGUCUCUGGAGCUCUAUGGGCCCUUUGGAGCGGAGGCCUUAUGCUCAGCCGUAGAGAACUUCCGGCACCGCAUGGGGCAUCGCUACACGGACGAGUUGCAGGAGCUUUUGCGGCAAGGUCAGCUGCGCCCAGUCUGCGAGGAGAUCUUGAGAAACUACGACAAGGCCUACGACUACCAUUUGAACAGGGGCCGCCGUAAAGAUCAGAUCCUUCGACUGGAGGUUUCGACCCUCAACUGCAGUGCCGUGGCCCAUGACGUCGUGGUUCCCGCGGCGGCGGCACGGGAAGCCGCGGCGCCGGAGGACACUGCCAGGCUGCCCAGUGGCCAAAGCAAGUCCGCCCAGGUCAGGGAAGCCAAGUGCUUUUGCGGCGCGGUGAUCUCCCGAGCCACAGGUGACCCAGCGGCAGUGUCCAUUUGUCACUGCUCCAUUUGCAGGCGUUUGUCGGGUGCCCCCUUCGUGGCAAGCGCUGUCUUUCUGCCGCAACGGGUGCAGUUCUUGUCGUCAUUGGACGGAGGCGAGCCACAACUCACAGAGCUGCAAACCUCCAAGGAG
Cladocopium goreaui is the source of this 795-nucleotide messenger RNA. The record is from the annotation of a GenBank genome assembly. Lineage: Eukaryota; Dinophyceae; Suessiales; Symbiodiniaceae.